This is a messenger RNA of Alternaria rosae, 2038 nucleotides long. RefSeq lists its product as uncharacterized. The record is from RefSeq and is a predicted model, not a curated record. The coding region runs from base 193 to 1716 and encodes 507 amino acids. NCBI's taxonomy places the organism in Eukaryota, Fungi, Ascomycota, Dothideomycetes, Pleosporales, Pleosporaceae. The transcript has a single exon.
CCCAUUUGAAGUUCUGCGCCUCCCCCAGACGCUUCAGCCUCACUGUCCUGGUUUAGGCGGCUGCGACGUGCGCCGCUCUGCCGCCCUAGUUCCUUCUCCGACCCAUUCCCAUUAGCAUCAUUCGGCGCGUCACCAUCUACACCGCACCUCACCCAUCUUUUUUGGAACGAAGCAGAUCACACAUUUGGCGCAAUGGGUAUCCCGAUCGGAUGGAACAUAAACCGCGAAGAAGACGCGAAGAAAGACGUACUGAGGGCUGACAUUACCGGCUCACGCUCACCCAUCCGCCGCCGCGUCAGACCCAACAGAUCACCGCGCCUUCACAACGCCCUCGACACGGAUUUCCUCAUCUCCGGUCCGUAUAUUGGAUGGAUACAUCGCUCGUCGCAUCGCGCGCGUCUGGCACCGCCACCCGUCCCCGAAGUGUCGAGGACCGAAUACCGCAGCAACGAGCCUUCGAGACACCCACCGACUCUACAACGCGACGAGAGCAGCGUGCGCCGGUCGCGCAAUCGCCUUGAUGGCUACAUGCGCGCGUAUGAGACGCGCGCCACUCCCGAUCAUGACCGCCCCUUGCCCGCUUUUACCCCGGGAUUUGCGCCAGCGGCAGCGUCGCGGACGUCCGAAACGGAAGCACAACGCGAUGCGCAAGACUCAUUUGCACGCAUGCGGGAAUACACAUCAUACCGUCGCGCUGUCAGACGAUCAACGCGUUCUCAGAGCCCCCGUGCUGAUCGAUCGACGGGAGGUGAUAGUGCGUAUGCGCCCGAGGAGAGUCAUGAAACAGGCGAGAACCACGCUGUAGCAUUCCCUCCGCUGCGCAGAAUGGGUCGCCGCACCAUCGCCGACGGUCCGCUACCUGCCAGCUCUCUGCGCGAGUCCUGGAGUCCUGUUGCUAGGCUGGAUGGCUUGGGCGACCGGAAUCGCAGCGUCAGUCCUUUUGACGAUCAGUUGCAAUGGGACAGCUUCCUCACCACGGUUGUGGACGACCCCGUCGCACCAAGUGCGGGGUCAUCAUUCGCAUCAGCCGCAGCCGCAGCCUCAUUCACAAAUUCGCAUCCCAGUUCACGAGCAGGAAGUGCCAACUCGGCGGCAUCUUCGCAAACCCAUCUCACAGUGCCAUCACGACGUCCUUCACCCCCACAAAACGAGCAGUUCAUGAGGGCAUGCGAUACCUCGGAGGACGACUCAGCCUCCGAUACCGAAGAAGAAGAGAUGGACAUACGCGGCAGCAUACGUCGUCGUACCGGCACAGAGGCCCUCAGGAAUCGCUUGGACAUCUCAGACUCGACCGCUCCCCGCCGCAGAAUGCGCCCAUCGUACUUCUCCAGCGAGCCUCCCGCGCGGGAUACAGACCGCUACUCACUCCGCGUAAUCAACCGAUCCCGCGAUGCCAGCGAGGUCGUUCACAGCUUCUACAACUCUGGUAUCUGGCAGGACGCCGACACGGAAGCGCCGCAGAGACCGCAAAUUCCCCAGCUCGAUGGCCCAGCCGAGGAACCCGUGAGCGCCAACGACUACGAGGGUAUGCCUCCGCUCGUACCCGCAGAGUCGCCGCAACCGCCACCACUAGAUCAAGAGCUCCGUGAUGCGCGGUCGUUGCUGGAGCGUCUCGCGCGCAGGGAAGAUGUCAGUGACGACUUUUGGGCAUCAGUUGGCUUGACGCGGUCUUUUGCAGACCCGGUUGAGCGCUUUCAGGAACUCGAGCGAUUCUGAUCUGGCUUGGUUCUUCUGCAUUCUUAGGUUGGCUUGGCAGGUCCGGCUACUUGACUCUUUCUCUUCUGCUGCUAUCAUGCUGUUGCGUUGUAUUCUUUGGGUAUUCACUCACCGAUUGGCACUCAGCCGCUUAAUGCUCGUCUUACGAAAAGUUAUGGUAGUAAGGUUGACGAUCCCUGGAAAUGGAUAUGAAUAUUCACUUCAAUAUCCUUACAUAGCUAUAAUCCCCCGAAGAGGGGACAGAAUACAAAAAAAAAAGCUCAGCCAGCACAUGUGCAAAUCACUCAUCACUUUCUAACUGCGCACUCUGUGAUAUACAAAU